Molecule: messenger RNA, 4898 nt
Organism: Ceutorhynchus assimilis (cabbage seed weevil)
Lineage: Eukaryota; Metazoa; Arthropoda; Insecta; Coleoptera; Curculionidae
Source: the annotation of a GenBank genome assembly
GGAAAAAAUAAAAACAGCUGAUUUGAGAUUUUGUGUUUUGUUUUGUGGGACCUGGGUGAACAUAAAAUUGAGAUCCUCAAAUAAAUGUAAUCUGGGUUAAAAUCCAAAUAAUGAUAAGGAAUUAAUUGAUGCCGCAAAACUAGCAAAAUAUCUUCACAAUUUUCUCGUUAUGCCGGUGUAAUCGUAAGUUUUCGUUGCUUCAGUUUGCUGUUAUAAUUUUUCUUUCAAUUUUUGUUGUUACACCCUUGAUCAUUAUGUUGAAGAAUAUUGUUGUUUUAUGUAUGACCAUCGUUUCUGCUAAAGCUCUACGACCCUAUGACGAACCCUGGCACAGAAGAUGGUUUCCCCAUGGACCUGGUGAACAGGAUUCGAACCAGGCAAUCAGCGAUACCAAAAACUUAUAUGAUGCACAUCAUGGAAUUGCUAUGGGGGUUGUUGAUAGUAGCUGCGAUGAUGGAAAGCUAAACCUUCAAAUGGACUGGUUCAACAAUGUAGAAAAUUAUACAUGCUUUGAAAAUAGAAGUCUUUUCUUACCUCAAGCAACGGUCCACCCUAUUCAUAGUGUUGAACACAUUCCCCAAGAAUAUAGUGCACCACACAAGUGUAUGAACGAGUCAAUUGAGUAUGAUGAGAUUAUACCUACCUUUGGGACCCAUAGGCCUCUAUGGGCAGUCUAUGGAGAAUACACUUUCCUACCACGACAAAGAUGGUUACACAACUUGGAACACGGAGCAGUAGUGAUGCUAUAUCAUCCUUGUGCCAACAUGAACGAAAUUAAUAUAUUGAGAAAAAUUGUCAAGAAUUGCCUUUAUAGGCAUGUAAUAACCCCAUAUAAUUUAUUGACACCAACAAGGCCUCUAGCAUUAGUGACCUGGGGCCAUCGCUUAGAAAUGUCUAAAGUCGCCCCCGACGUGGUGGUGGGCUUCAUAAGAAAGCACGGCCUCAGAGGACCAGAAAAAACCCAUCGUAAUGGCCAAUAUGACCUAAUGAUUAGGGAACAGGCCCAAGUUAUUUCGGAUAUGGACGAUCAAACUUUGUGUCCCAGAUUUUCUGAAAACGGGAUCGAAAUGAAGUAGAUACAAUUUUUUUAGUAAAAAGGAUCCUACUCUAUAAAAUAAUGUAUUUUUAACUCGAAUGAACCAACCAAUACUGGCAAAUUGAUAAGUUUGGUCUCGCAUUGCUAAGUUCUUAAAAAAAUAUUUUCUGGUAAGUAUAUAGGGUUUUCCAAAAAAAAAAAACAUAAUUAUGUUUUUGAGUUGUAACAUUUUUUAUGUUGACCAAUUUCUUUUUAUUUUGGCUUGUUUGAAAGAGAAAUGAACAGGCUAAUGAAUCAAACGUUUUUACUAAAUUCUAAAGAUUAUUAUUUUGCGAACAUUUCUAGACCUCAAAAGGAAAAAUAGGUUAAAAACUAAGUGGGAAAUAUUUAUGCUAGAAAGCUGAACAAGAAAAUUCAAACAGAUACUUCUGAAUAAAAAUCUACGAGUGUCAAAUGUGAUCUUUCCAAAUGUCAAAAGUUUCACUUUGAUUCGUUAACCUGUUCAUUUCGUUCGGUUUUUUUUUUUUUUUGGACUACCCUAUAAUCCCAUGAUUACUACUCACUAACUCUCCAAACUAAAUCAAGUACCUAACAAUUCAAGUUUGAAUUAUUUUUUUUUGUGAUAUGAUAACAACUAGGUGUAUAAAUGAAUUUUAUGUCCACUUUUACAAGAAACGAACUUAGUUGAUUGCACCUUUGUGGGUUAGUGUAACCACAUUUAUGUGCAGACAGUAGAGGUUUAUAAAUUGACCACCCACUAUAGAAAUAGUGUUGUAUGUUAAGCUAAAAAACUAAAAGAUAAACCUUACAAAACACCUACCAAACCAUAAUCAUUUUGGAAAAGAAUUAUUGAGUAUUUAGGGUUAGUAAUUUAAAUUUAUUUUCAUAUUGUAUAUUAUUUAUUUUGUUAUUUAUUGACUUUUAUGCGAGUCAUAAUAUAUAAUUAAGACAAUGCCUACCUUAUUAAGAAAUAUCUUGUGAAAAAGAUUUGGGAAAUACACACCUUCUCUGUGGUUAAAUUUUUACUAGAAAAUUUGCGAUAAAGUAAACUGUACGGAUUGUGUAAAAAUGUGCCCAGAAAAUUGGGCCCAUUUGGUGAGAAUUGUUUAACAUGUAAGCGAUAGGAAGCAAAAUGUAAACAAACUGUUGUAUGUAAAUUUAGGUGAUUUUUUUUGUAUCUAGAUACCGCAAAUGUAUUUUUGCAUUUGUUACAGGUUAUUAUGCCUAUUAUCAUUGAUUAUCGGCUUAAAAUGUAGUUCUCAAAUUCUUGACUGAAAUCGAUAAUAUUUUGUGCCAAACAUUUUGAUUUUAUGAAGAUAGGCUUGCACAUUUCUAUUAUUCUAUGACCAUAAUCAUUUAUCUGUAUUAUUGAGCCAAUUGAGGAUUUAUCUUCACUCUUCGAUUUGGCUUUUCAAUAGAAGCUUUUUGCAAAGCCUACAGUAUUUGCUAUCAACUUUGUGUCUAGUUAGUUUAGGACCACAUCUAGCUUUACAGUGUACAGAAUAGUGCCAAAUUGGAUUUUAUCACUGUUCAUAAUAUUAUGUCUUUGAAAUGUAACUUAUCAAAAUUAGCUUAAAAUCUCUUGGAGAAUCUAGCAUCACUUUGUCUAUACAUAUACGUUUGAGUUUGUCACACUUGAUGACUUAAAGGCUUGCCUCUCAGCACAUCAGCUGCAAGAAGGCUUAAAUAUUGGUUCAAUGACAAUAAUAAUUAGAAACCUUCUUUAUUGAUGAUACAAUUUCUGGUUGAAACUUUUUUGAACAUUCCAGCAUUUCCUAGAUACUAGGAUACAAAGAAAACAACCUCAAGAGUAAACAAAAGUAAGUUUCAACUGUAAAUAAUAUUAUAAUGCAAAAAAAGAUUUACCCAGAUUACCCAAAAAAGUUUGGGUAUUUUUCUUUAGUACUAGGUACGUGUUCAACCUUUUCUAUUUCAACAAAAGUCUGUCUUUUGAGUUUGCACAUUUUUCCAUGAGCUUCCGGCUUAAUCAACACUUUUUAGAUACAUUUAACACAACGGGCAAUAUCUAUGAGCUCUACGAAUAUGCAUCGCAAGUCCUUUUUCAAAAUUUUAAACUUGAGAGCAGAUGCUACAAACACUUUUAAAAAGUACCAAGUCAGGGUCAAAACGUGGAUCAACUUCCAUAGGGUUUUCACUAGUUUUCAGGGAUUUUUGUGACUGGCGGAUUUUUCUUCGGGACCGCCGUGUCAACUUAGAAACAUUGAAAAGAUCAUAUUGGACUUUCAUAAAUUUUUGUUCGGAAGUAUCCAUUUGAAUUUUCUUAUUCAGCUUUUUAGCUCAAAACAUUUUUAGAAAAGACUAAGAUUCGGUUUGACAUUUUUUAUCUACUUUGUGCACAGCGACAAUACCUGUUGUCUGCGAAUAUUUGUUUUCAAUUUUUUUAUUUCAAUUGUCAAAUUGUAUAAACUUAGAAUGACUAUUUAAUUUAUCAGCUAGCAAAAAUGUAUUUUUAUCAACUAUUUCUGGAAUAAAAUGGUCAUUAGCUAUAUAACUUGAUAAAUUUUGAAUUUUAGAAGCUUUGGUUUCUGUCUAAAAUUCAAAAUUACUAAUUUUUGCAAAUUCACAUUGGGUAGACAUUUCCUUUCCUCUAAAGAAAGUCUGUGUAUAAUCAAGCUUUGGUCUUUUUCCAUUACCUGAUAGAUCCAUUUCAUUUUCCUUUUGCUUCUCAAGACAAAGGAAUUUGCGUAGGUCCAAUAGGCAGUCGAAUCCACACAGAAGUUACUUGGUCAAUAGGCUCAAUCUUAAUCCCAAUAGGGUAGGUACUUGCAUGGAAAAUUAAAUUGAUUAUUGUUUAUUGCAAACUGUAGGAAAUCGAAAAAAAAUCGUUACUUUUUUUUUAUUUCGCCCAAAUAUGAUUAUUCCCGAAGUUAUACAAAUAUUAAGUUUUGUAUAUAUAGAUAUACUGAGCAUGUGCAACGUCACUAAUCUAUAUAAUAAGUGACGUCAUAGGCAUAUUUCAUAGCGUUGUAUCUCCGUCAAUUUUUGACUAAGAAGAAAAAUAAAAAAUACGUGUUGACUUAUUUUUCAUGGACUAACAAAACCAGCAAUAAAAAAAUUGAUGCAAGUACCCUAUUAUAUUCCAUUACACCCUUCGAAAAUAGGCCGUUAUAUAAGGAUUGCCCUCUUAUAUGUAUAUGAGAGUUGAUAAAGGAAACGAGUGGAAAAAGAUUGAGCCUUCUUGACAGCUGAAAUGCCAUAAAUAAAAAACUUUUGGAUCUCAGAUUAAUGAAUCGUUUUGCUAUAACCUCAGUAGUUUUUAGCUUGGCAUUCUAUCCAAAUCCUUUCAAAAUUGGACUACUCUCUAACACACACAGUGUCUUUCCAAGAAGCUUUAUUCCAUAUAUAAAAUAAUAAUAAUGUAGUCUUUAGGUCUGUUCGCACAGAAAUCACAAAACAGCAAAUUUCAUUGAUUGAAAAUGAAAUUCGCUCUGACUGGUCUGUGAUUUCUGUGCGAACCGACCUUUUAAAUCAUCAUAGCAGUUUGUCGAGUAUAUUUCUAGGCUAUGUAACUAUUUUUAAAUCUAUAUUGUAAUAAACCUCAUUUCCCUAGUUGUAAUAGUUGUUUCAAAUAAUGACUUGAUGCAAUAAAAUGUUGAGUAUUUUUAUCUUUGUCACUGUCUAUAUCACUUACUUUGUCGCUUGUAUCUACUAUCAUAUCUUGUGAAAUGAGCUGUAAGUUCAUAAUAUUAGAAACAUCGCUUGGUAAUAAAAUUCUCCUUAAAUACCUACCUGAGAAUGCAUAAUACAUUAUUAUGCAUAUCGGUAUAGAAUAUAGGUAAAUAUACAUGUAAACAAAAUAUAAUUAUUGGUGUUAAAAUAAACUUGGACAAAUAAAAAAUAA